This is a messenger RNA of Quercus robur (English oak), 435 nucleotides long. RefSeq lists its product as uncharacterized. Lineage: Eukaryota; Viridiplantae; Streptophyta; Magnoliopsida; Fagales; Fagaceae. Gene Ontology annotation, molecular function: RNA-DNA hybrid ribonuclease activity; nucleic acid binding. The transcript has a single exon. The coding region runs from base 1 to 435 and encodes 144 amino acids. The record is from RefSeq and is a predicted model, not a curated record.
AUGUUCAUAGACAAGGGAGGCUUGGGUGUGGUAAUACAUAACCAUGCAGGCGAAAUCAUCGCGGCUCUCUCUGAUAAAAUCCCACAACCUCCUUCAGUUACCUGUUUAGAGAUACUAGCAGCAAGGCGUGCUACCAUUUUUGUCAACGAAGUAGGUCUCCAUGAGUCCAUUUUGGAAGGAGACUCGGAAACUAUCAUCAAAUCCUUUCAAAAAGGUGAUAUGUUUCAAUCUGCUUAUGGUCAUCUCUUAAAAGACACUAUGUUCUAUGUCAAUUCCUUAAGAAGAUAUGGUUUUUCUCAUAACUAUAGGAAUGGAAAUUCUGUAGCUGAUGCUUUAGCAAAAAAGGCUAUAUUUAGUUUUGAUUCAACCAUCUGGAUGGAGUAUGUUCCACCAGAUAUCAACUCUUUUGUAUUGGUAGAUAUACCUCUUUCUUGA